Molecule: messenger RNA, 3297 nt
Organism: Paramecium pentaurelia
Lineage: Eukaryota; Ciliophora; Oligohymenophorea; Peniculida; Parameciidae
Source: the annotation of a GenBank genome assembly
AUGAACUAAUAGCGCGCAAAAAGAAAUGCUACAAAAAUAACAUAUAGUGUGGAGGAAGAGAAUGAAUCAGAUUCCUCGUCUAAGUAGAUGAAGAAGAAAUAGAAGAAAAAUAACAAGGUGACAAUCAUCGAAUGUAAGAAGAAAGUGAAAGCUUAACCAUUACUUCGUUUUAGUCCAAUUGCAUGGUCUAGAUUAAUGAAUGUUGGGAAAUUACUAGGAUAAGUAGAUACUUUAGGUAUUUUGAAUAACGAUGAGAUUGAUAUGACUAUGUAAUAGAAUGAUGUUGGAUAAUUGAAUGUUUAUAAGGAAUGGUUUGAUGGAGAUUAUAAAUAUGAAUUAGAUGAGAAAUCUAAUUUAAUAAAGGUAUAAACUUUUAUUAAGAUGAUAGCCAUUGGAGUUUAAGAGUAAUUUGCAUUAUUUACAUUAAUUUGAGAAGCGUAUUUAAAAUAGAUAUUAUUGGGAUAAUGAAUCAGUAUGGAGAGAUUUACGUAAGUUAUUUGGAAAUACUUAUAUGAGAUGUAGAAAUGUGUAGGAUUACAAUUAUUUGAGUAAAGUAUGGUUAGAUGGUAAAGUGAAGAUCAAGCCAAAUAUGGAUGUAUUUAAUAGUUAAAUAGAAAUUGAUGUAAAGAAUCUGAUGGAGAUUGAUAAAGAAUUUAAGGUGUAAACAACUAAAUGGCCAGUAAUUCCAGAUAAGAAGGAUAUUCGAUCAUAUUAGGAAAUAUACAAUUAUGAACCUAAUCCAAAUCAAGAACCUUAUAUAGAAUAGAUAAAAGAGAAAUUAUCAACUUCUAAGAGACCUGUAAAAUGUGAUAAAGAUUGUAUUUGUUUUGAUUUGAGUAAAAUGGGAUCAUUUUCAUAUGUUAAUAUUACUUGGGAUUCUGAAUGUCCAAAUAGAAAAAAUAGAGUAGAGUGUUUGGAACAUGAAGGAACAGAUUAACCAUGUAUGAAUAUGUCAAUAUAAUUGAAAUAACAUUAAGUGAAUAAAUUAAAAUAAGAAGAGAAUGCUGAUGUAGAAGUAAUAAUGUAUAAUUAAAAUAGGAAACACCUUGUUGGGGUAUUGAUGCUUAUACUAGAAAAGUAAUUAUGAAUAUACUACCUUUAAAUUAUGAUGAGACAUAAAAGAAUAAAUUUAUGGAGAAAUUAUUAUUGGCUAUUAAUAGACCAUCUGAUAAAGAAAAUGCAUAUGAUAUGAGAUUAGCAUGUGAUUAUAUUAUAAAAGAAUCUAAAUUGAUGUCUAGUCAUUACAAUAAAGAUGAUAGAAAAAUGGCUAAAUAGAUUUAAAAAGUUAUUAAAUAUGAUCCAGAAGGAUUUAGAAUACAUACUAAAGGAUUUGGAUUAGUUUGUGUUAAUAAAUAAGGAAUCAAGAAUAAUUCAUUAAUUAUUCCUUAUUUAGGUGAAAUAUAUCAACCUUGGAGAUGGUAUGAAAAAUAGGAUUUUAUUAAAAAAUAAAUGAAAGAACAUAAUUAAAAAGAUAUAUUACCAGAUUUUUAUAAUAUAAUGUUAGACAUUCAUAGAGAUGAUAUUAAAGGAAUUGAUUUCUUAUUUGUAGAUCCAAUAAAUAAAGGCAAUUAUUCAUCUAGAUUGAGUCACUCUUGUAAUCCAAAUUGUGGAACAGUUACUACUGUUAGUAAUGGUACAUAUGUAAUUGGAAUGUAUGCAAUGAGAGAAAUUCAAUAUGGAGAGGAACUUACUUUUGAUUAUUGCUCAUUCACUGAAAGUAAAUAAGAAUAAUUAUAAGCAUUAUGUUUAUGUGGUAGUGAGAAAUGCAAAAUGUAAAUUUAAUAUUAUAAUAUUAGUUAUUACUUAUAACUAUCUAAUUGUAAGGAGUAUAAUGGAAUAUUAGAUAAAGAGCAUUGUUUUCUAACAAGGAAUGCUAUUUUGUUAAAAUCAUGUAGUGAUAAUGUAGAUAAAUCGAAUGAAGAUUCAGAAUUAUAUAGUAAAUACAGAAUUGGAUCAAGUGUAUUAAAUGAUUGUCCAUUGUGGUUAAAGAAUUGGGUUGGUUAUAUUUUGAAAUUCAUAGAUUAAGAGUAUUAUUCAUAUUUAAUAUAAUUAGACGUCAAACAUAUAAAAGUGAAUUAAAUUUAAAAUAUGAAUAAACAGCAGAAGUUGAAUAAUGGAAUCAUUUUACUGCUACAUAACAUUCAGAGGAUAGAAUUUAGAAUCUUAUAUUCACUUUAGAUAAAAUUAAAUUCUUUUUAAAUAAUAGUGAUAGUAGUGAACCACCAAUCUCUAUUAUUGGAGAUAGUGAUUUAUUAGAAAGUUUUUGGAAAGAUUAUUCUUCAGGAACAUCAAAUGAAUCUUCAUUUUUUAAUGAAUUAUAUCAAUUAUUUCAAAAACACAAUCAAAAAAAAAUGAUUGAACUUAUUCAUAUCAUUUACAAAAAAAAAUAAUAAUUGCAUGAUUAUAAAGAAAACAUUCAUAAUAUUCAUAGAUAAGAACUCUUAAUAACAAGAAUGCUAUUUUUAACAUUAUCACAUAUGCUUAUGUAACAAUAAUACACUUUCCAUCAUGAAGCAUUGUCUCUAAUUCUUUAUAUGAUGGCAUUUACAUAUACAUAUUUUAAACCAUAUGAGUAUACUGGAUUCUCAUCUCCUCCAAUUGAGGAUUUAGAAUGGAGGAAAGUUGGUGCUUUUAAAAAGAAAUGUAAAAGUGAAGGAAGAGCUUAUUCUUCUUAAUUUGUUUGGGGACAAUUAAUAGGAUGGUUCAAAUAGACUGUGGCAGCACCUUAAGCAUCACUUUCUUAAGACAGAAGAGGUACUCUAUCUUAUCCAGCCAUUUCAUCUUUUGAUAAAGCUGGAGAUAAGGCUUAUCCAUUUUAAUAAUCUAAGGCAUAAAGUAGUCGUUCUUAUUUCAUUCAACAUUUAUUGGAUAAACCAAGUUAUAUGUGGCCACCUGAAACUGCCAGUUGGAGUUAUAAAAAUACAUACAAAAUUUAUGGAACAAUUUUAUUUGAAUAAUUUUAUUCAACUGAAUUAGAAGAGGAUUUCUUGGAUGAAGUUCUUGCUAGCCAUACACGAGAAUAUGAUUCAAAGUUUUAACUCUUUGUCAAAUAUGAAUCCAAAAAAUUUAAACAUUCUCUUGAUCUUUUUGAUAAAUUCAAAGAAAUCUUCAAACCAUACAUUGGAGACAAUUAGUUAAAUUAUAAAGAUGUCAUUGUAGCUCCAUUAAGAUAUCGAAGGUGUAAAUUCGAAAAUAAUUCUAAAAGAGAAGCAUAUAUAGAGAGUUUAAGAGCAGAAGGCAAAUCAGAAGAAGCUGAUCUUAUCUAGAAAUUCCCAUUCAUAAGUUAUGCAAUAUGAU